GGGUAGAGUCGAGGCAGGGCCAGUAGAGCCAGCCACAGCGGGCCCAGAGGCGGGCUGGGACAGGACACAGCAGCCUAGACCGCUUCUCUACUUCCUCUGUCUCGCGCCGCCCUCAGCAGCCCGCCCUCCUCUGCCUGGCGCUGGGAGGCUGUUUUUCCAUUCGCCGGCGAGAAAGUUCCAUGCCGCUGUUUCUGUCUCUCUUUUUCUGGAGUUAAAUUUGUCUGCAGAUGCCUGCACUUCCACCUAUAGACGCCUGGCGUUAAGUUUGUUUGUAACCGGAGCCCAAAGCCCCGUUGCUUUCAAAACGCAAAAGCGGUGAAGCCGCCACCGUGAGGCCCACUUUGUCUUGCAGCCCUGAGUCUGUCCAGGGGUCCGCAGUGCCCACGCUCCAGGAAGUCAAGACCACGGGUGUCUGCUGCCAGCCCCAGGAAGCACCAGUUCGGCCACCGUAGGUGAUAAAAUGGCAUAGUCAUGCUCUGCCAUCGGAUGUCCUCCUGCCUGAGCUCCUUCCGAGUCUCACCAGAAGCCACCAGUUCCAUCAUCCUCUGCUGCCUCCUCCUAAGCCCCUAGCCCACCAGUCACCAUGGCUGCCUUGAUCGCAGAGAACUUCCGCUUCCUGUCUCUCUUCUUCAAGAGCAAGGAUGUGAUGAUUUUCAACGGACUGGUGGCCCUGGGCACAGUGGGCAGUCAGGAGCUGUUCUCCGUGGUGGCAUUCCACUGUCCCUGCUCACCUGCCCGGAACUACCUGUAUGGGCUGACAGCCAUUGGGGUGCCUGCACUGGCGCUCUUCCUCAUCGGAGUCAUCCUCAACAACCACACUUGGAACCUAGUGGCUGAGUGCCAGUAUCGGAGGGCCAAGAACUGCUCCGCUGCCCCCAACUUCCUUCUCCUAAGCUCCAUCCUGGGCCGUGCAGCCGUGGCCCCUGUCACCUGGUCCGUCAUCUCUCUGUUACGAGGGGAGGCCUACGUCUGUGCUCUCAGUGAGUUUGUGGACCCCUCCUCGCUCACAGCUAGGGAUGAAGGAUUCCCCUCAGCUCACGCCACGGAGAUCCUCGCCAGGUUCCCUUGUGGAGAGGGCCCUGCCAACCUGUCGGGCUUCCGAGAGGAGGUCAGCCGGAGGCUUAAGUAUGAGUCCCAGCUCUUUGGAUGGCUGCUCAUCGGUGUGGUGGCCAUCCUGGUGUUCCUGACCAAGUGUCUCAAGCACUACUGCUCGCCACUCAGCUACCGCCAGGAGGCCUAUUGGGCACAGUACCGCACGAACGAGGAGCAGCUGUUCCAGCGCACAGUGGAGGUGCAUUCAAGGGUGCUGGCCGCCAACAACGUGCGCCGUUUCUUUGGCUUUGUGGCCCUCAACAAGGAUGACGAAGAGCUGGUCGCCAAGUUCCCAGUGGAAGGCACCCAGCCACGACCACAGUGGAAUGCAAUCACUGGGGUCUAUUUGUACCGUGAGAACCAGGGCCUCCCACUCUAUAGUCGCCUACACAAGUGGGCCCAGGGCCUGGCAGGUAAUGGCACAGCCCCUGACAACUUGGAGAUGGCCCUGCUCACCUCCUAGAGUCUGCAUCUUUGCAACAAACCCUCAUGGCAUGCCCACCUCAGCAUCAGAUCUGUUAACUACAGUGUUACCAAGUGACACAAAACAGCUAGGAAUUUGUAAGGAUCUUGUGGAGUAUAUGGUCCAGAGAGACUGGGGGAUGGGGAGGGGUGGGGUAGGUUGGGGAGGGGGUCUGAUUUCCGAGACCUGCUGAAAUCAUCUGUAGCCACCAACACACUGUUCACAGCUAUAGGCUUCCCCAGAGCUGGUCCUUGACUAUGUGAGUGAUCUUUGAUGGGCCUGCAAGCUGAGAAGCAUCAGCUGGUGGAGCCUGGUGCCAGUACAACCCACUGGGGGGCUCGCUAUUUGUAACUGUGCAGUUAACUUGUGUCUAAUUGCAUAGGGAUGACGAACUCCUGUGUAUACAACUAGGAAGCUGUAUACCUCUGGUGUAAUUUUAUAUAUUUAAACUUUUUGAUAAAGCUUUUCUUACUUUAAAAGCCUAAACUGGUGUUUGUGCAAUUGACAAGGGUGUAUAGCCCAUUUUGAGAGGAGAUGGAACAGGACUGAAGGGAACCACAAGAGUGGCAGCACCGCAAAGGCAAGUCACAUGUCCUGCCCCAGGGUGCAGUCUCUACCUGGUUUCAUGUGGUCAGAGGCAGCCUGGCCUUUUGCAGGGGGCGCUCAGGGGGAAACAUGGUAUUAGAAGAUCCUGGCCUGGCCAGGACUUGUACUAAGUGAACUCCAAGAACCAGCGGGCUUCAGCACUUUCUCCUCAGGCCCGCAUCAACUAGCUACACACUCAAAACCUCAUGCCCUUCCUCCCUUGUCUGUCCUACGUCCUGGCAUCCAACCCAGCCAUUUCCCACAGAAAACUCAGAGAACAAUUUAGGUUGUGAGAGAAAGCUUUUAAUUCCCUUAGGCACAAUGCCCCCCAUCCCAAAAAAACACCAACUGGUAGGGUCUGUGCUGGCAAGCAGACUCGGCUGUGACAGACUUUAGGAGGUCUAGGCUUUGGGAGUGGGUGGAGACUAGAUAGUUGAACCAACACUUUCAGCUUUCCUCAGGUUUCCCAUCUUCUUCUGGAUUCUUCCUCCUUCCUCUUCUCAAUCUCCCAGCCUCCACAACAGGGCAGACAGUACGGGCUGACCAGAGACAAUGUCUUCCCUACACCCUCUUGGGUAUGGCCCAAGAGCUUGCCGAGGGACAAAGUGGGAUCCUGACCAUGAAAACACUAGCCUUUGCCUUUCGGAUCCAAGACUGCAGCAAACUCUCCAGAAAGGAACGCUUGUUUUUCUGAAAGCCCGAGAGACUGUUGCCUGGAAAAACGGAGCAGCCUCAGGAAAGAAAAAGGAAGACGUAAUGUGUUACAUAAAACAAAACAAGAGCAUUAAACCUCAAGGACUGGGUGGAGUCUAGCGGAAGAACACUUGCUUAGCAUGUGUAAGGUCUUGGCUCAAUCUGUAGAACCCUAAAUUAAAAA
Molecule: messenger RNA, 3017 nt
Organism: Alexandromys fortis (reed vole)
Lineage: Eukaryota; Metazoa; Chordata; Mammalia; Rodentia; Cricetidae
Gene: Calhm2
Product: calcium homeostasis modulator family member 2
Exons: 3
Coding region: 584-1555 (323 amino acids)
Cellular component (GO): plasma membrane
Molecular function (GO): monoatomic cation channel activity
Source: RefSeq, a predicted model, not a curated record